Molecule: messenger RNA, 2130 nt
Organism: Candida dubliniensis CD36
Lineage: Eukaryota; Fungi; Ascomycota; Pichiomycetes; Serinales; Debaryomycetaceae
Gene: AMO1
Product: Amo1p
Exons: 1
Coding region: 1-2130 (709 amino acids)
Biological process (GO): amine metabolic process
Molecular function (GO): quinone binding; primary methylamine oxidase activity; copper ion binding
Source: RefSeq, a predicted model, not a curated record
AUGGAGAGAUUAUCGCAAUUAGCUAUUCAAACCACAAAUUCAAGUGCUGCUCCUGCUGCACCUGGGCAUCCUUUGGAUCCGUUGUCCCCUGCUGAAAUUAAAUCAGUUUCCAAUAUUGUUAAAUCCAAAUUUCCUGAAAAAUCAAUCAACUUUAAUACUGUUACUUUGAAAGAGCCAAUCAAGAGAGCUUACUAUGAAUGGAAAGAGAAAAAUGGUCCUUUGCCACCACGUUUGGCUUAUUAUGUUGUUGUUGCAGAUGGUGAUUCAGGAGUACAUGAAGGUCUUGUUGACAUUGGUGCCCAAGAACUUAUUGAAAUAAAGCAUACCAAUGGUGUUCAACCUAUCUUAACUCCUUAUGAUUUGCAGGUAACUGAAGAAAUUAUUAGAAAUGACCCAGAAGUUCAAAAACAAUGUGAGUUGAGUGGGGUUCCACCUAAUUCAAUGCACCAAAUUUAUUGUGAUGCUUGGACUAUCGGAUACGAUGAAAGAUGGGGUGCUUCAAGAAGGUUGCAGCAAGCAUUGGUAUACUGGAGAUCACAUGAAGAUGACUCCCAAUACUCACAUCCUUUGGAUUUCUGUCCAAUUGUGGACAUGAAUGCUAAAAAAGUUGUCUUCAUUGAUAUUCCACAAAGAAGAAGAAAAGUUUCCAAACACAAGCAUUCGAGUUUCCAUCCAAAACACGUUACUGACAAAUAUGGUACCAAGGAAAACCCUUCUGGGUAUAGACAAGAUGAUUUCCCAAUCAACAUUACGCAACCUGAAGGUGUUUCAUUUAAAUUAGACAAUCACAUCAUGUCUUGGUCCAACUUCAAAUUUCAUAUUGGUUUCAACUACCGUGAAGGUAUUGUUUUGAGUGAUAUUACCUACAAUGACCAUGGCAAUGUGAGACCACUUUUCCACCGUAUUUCCCUUUGUGAAAUGGUGGUUCCAUAUGGUGCUCCUGAUUUCCCACAUCAAAGAAAACAUGCCCUUGAUAUUGGUGAAUACGGUGCUGGUAAUAUGACUAACCCAUUGGCUUUAGGUUGUGACUGUAAAGGUGUUAUUCAUUAUUUAGAUGGUCAUGUUGUUGACAGAAGCGGUGAUGCAGCUACCAUCAGAAAUGCCAUCUGUAUUCAUGAAGAGGAUGAUGGUGUGUUAUUCAAGCAUUCCGAUUUUAGAGAUGAUUUUCAAACUACCGUUACUACCAGAGGUAAAAAAUUGAUAAUCUCUCAAAUCUUCACGGCCGCCAAUUAUGAAUAUUGUGUUUAUUGGAUUCUUAGACAAGACGGUACCAUCAAAUUAGAAAUCAGAUUGACUGGUAUUUUAAAUACAUUUAUUUGUGCUGAUGAUGAAGACAUUGGCCCAUGGGGUACUGUUGUUUAUCCAAAUGUCAAUGCUCAUAACCAUCAACAUUUGUUCUCUUUGAGAAUACAUCCAAGAAUUGACGGGGAUAACAACUCUGCUGCUACAAGUGAUGCCAAACCUUCUCCAUUCCCUACAGGUUCUACCCAAAACAUGUAUGGUAAUGCAUUCUAUUGUGAAAAGACUACAUUUAAAACUGUCAAGGAAUCGAUCACCAACUUUGAAAGUGCCACCGCUAGAACUUGGGACAUGUAUAAUCCAAGCUCUGUCCACAAAUAUUCGGGCAAGCCUGCAACUUAUAAAUUGUGGUCUACUUUCUGCUCGCCAUUAUUGGCUCAAGAAGGUUCGUUGGUUAGAAAGAGAGCACCAUGGGCUGCUAGUCAUACUCAAGUUGUGCCUUACGUUGAUGAUAAACUUGGUUAUGGUAGAUUGUAUCCUUCGGGUGAUCAUGUUCCUCAAUGGAGUGGUGAUGGAUUAAGAGGUAUGAGAGAAUGGAUUGGUGACGGUACUGAUAAAGUUGAAAACACUGAUAUAUUGUUGUUCCAUACUUUUGGUAUUACCCAUUUCCCAGCCCCAGAAGAUUUCCCAGUUAUGCCAACGGAAAUUUUCGAUUUACAAUUAAGACCAAGAAAUUUUCAUACCGAAAACCCGGUAUUGGAUGUGAAGCCAUCAUAUGCUAGAACAACUUCUGAAGUUAAAGCUGGUGCUAAAGGCGUCGAUACUUGCACUUUGAAUGUUGACAAAUCUUCUAGAUUAGCCUUUGAUGAUGGCUCUUGUUGUAAAAAAUAA